Caenorhabditis elegans is the source of this 1020-nucleotide messenger RNA. RefSeq names its product Peptidase metallopeptidase domain-containing protein (gene zmp-6). The coding region runs from base 73 to 912 and encodes 279 amino acids. Gene Ontology annotation, molecular function: metalloendopeptidase activity; zinc ion binding; metallopeptidase activity. Lineage: Eukaryota; Metazoa; Nematoda; Chromadorea; Rhabditida; Rhabditidae. The transcript is spliced from 6 exons. Gene Ontology annotation, cellular component: extracellular matrix. The record is from RefSeq and is marked reviewed. Gene Ontology annotation, biological process: proteolysis.
UCUUACUCUCCAUCUCAGCUGCUUUCAUUCAGUCUUCUUGUAUGUACAGUUCUUUUUAAUAUUUUUUGACCUAUGCGUUCUAUAUUACUUUUUAUUCUUAUAUUCUUGAUUUUUGCAAUUAGUGAAGCUCAAGAGAAUAUUGAUAAAAACCUCGAUUUCAUAAAACCGAUUGGUUUCGGGAGCAGGGAGAAAAGAUACGUGAUUCGAGCAAAACGAUGGAAAAAGCACACAUUAACGUGGCAGUUACAGACUCAGAAUUUAUUAGAUCCAGAUGUUUUUAUUGUAAGAAAUACAAUGCACCGAGCAUUCAACGAAUGGUCAACCGUAUCAUCCGUUGAUUUUCGAGAAAUACCACCCGAUUUGGUAACAAAGCAACCACCUGAUAUCUACAUUGCAUUCGAAAAAGGAGAACAUUCCGAUGGAUUCCCAUUUGAUGGGCAAGACGGAGUAGUAGCUCAUGCAUUCUAUCCACGUGAUGGACGACUACACUUUGACGCCGAAGAACAAUGGAGCCUUAAUUCAGUUGAAGGCGUCAAUUUAUUCCAGACAGCAGUACAUGAAAUUGGUCAUCUGUUAGGUUUGGAGCAUUCAAUGGAUGUUCGAGCAGCAAUGUUUGCUGCUAAAAGACCUUAUGAUCCUGCAUUCACUUUAGGUGAUGACGAUGUACGAGCCAUUAGAUCUUUAUUCCCUAUAAAUGAAACAGAUGCAAAUUCUGGAAGCGAAGAGAAUUCAGAGGAUCCGGUGACAACUGUUAAGCCAAUCAGCAAAGAAGAAGGAAUUGACGAAGAAAAUAACGAUCCAUUUGAUGCAUCUUCAACAACCACAUCUUCAUCAUCUCCUGACUCUUUUUUCCCAUUUCCACUUCCUUCAAUUGAGCAUUUUCAAAGACGAAACGACUGGUUUGUUCUAUAGAUCUCUACAAAUAUGUUAUGUUUUCUCGGGUACUUGUUUUCCAAAAUUUGUUAGAAAAAGUCUUUCAAUGAAGUACAUUUAUUAUUAAUAAAGUUAUACAAAUAGAUU